CACGCAUCAAUGACAUGUAGUCGAUGUUACGACUUGAAAAACGACUCAUUGUACAAGUCACUCGGUAAUCAGUGAAAUUAUCGGAUCGGCGCGCGUUUGCAAAUUUGUGUGUUUACGAGUAUACGAUUUUUCAGUGUUCCAUAAAGACAAAAAAAUACAUCAUCAGAUAGAUUCAGGAAAACUCGAAUGCAAUCUUACGGGCAUUUUUCUACUCUUCUCAAAAAUUUUCUGGCUCCGAAAAAAUAAGAGUUGUUGCUAGUAAGAUCUGCUGCUCAUCAAAAUUGACAUCGCUGCUUAAACAAACAAUGCUGCUAAAAAUACGUGUGCCAUUUAGUAUCAUAAACGUCGUACAUCGAAUACUAAACUGGAUCUUCUUGUUCAUCUACAAAAAACCGUUACAAAGUAUACCACCUGCAACGAAUCCCUUAUUUACGUCAAGCGCUACUACACUGGCUAGAAAAAUUAGACAAAGAGAGAUAACAAGCUACGUGAUAGUGAACGAAUAUAUAGAGCGAAUUAAGGAAGUGAAUCGUCAUUUAAAUGCCGUUGUUGACAAUCGAUUCGAGGAGGCCAUAAUUGAGGCAAAAAUCUGCGACGAACAAUUAAAAUCUGAAAAAUUUGAUUUCAAAACUUUAGAAAAGGAAAAGCCGCUUUUUGGUGUGCCGCUUACUAUCAAAGAAGCUAUCGCUGUCAAAGGAUGCAGUUAUACUGGUGGCGUUUUAAGUCGCAAAGGAAUAAAAGCGACUCGCAAUGCCGAGAUCAUCGAAUUGAUCCGAAAUGCUGGCGGCAUCCCAGUGUGCGUCACAAACACUCCGGAGUUGAGCGCCGGGAUAGAGACUACGAAUCUGUUGUACGGACACACUCAUAAUGCUUACGAUAGUAGGUUCACGGCCGGCGGAUCAUCUGGCGGCGAGGGUGCAUUACUUGGAGCAGGUGCUUCUUUAAUUGGAAUUGGUUCGGAUCUAGCUGGUUCCAUACGAGUACCAGCUAUGCUCAAUGGAGUUUUUGGACACAAACCUACGUCUAGAAUUAUUUCAACUGAAGGACACCUACCAACGUGUAAAGAUAUAGUUUUUCUUAAACUUUUGACCCUUGGUCCGAUGGCCAGAUACGCGGAAGACCUCGGUCUAUUAAUGAAAGUACUAACGUCAAAAUGUGAACAUAACUUGCGUUUGGAUGUGCCGGUAGACUUAAAGCAAUUAAAGGUCUACUAUCUGCAAGCUUUGGACAAUUCGUUAGGCUUGUUGCCGGUAUCAUCGGAAAUCAAAGAAUGUAUACUGAAGGCCGCGAAUCAUUUCAAAAACUAUGGUAUUCAUACGGAGCAGUUACCAAUAGAGUGGUCAACAACUGUCGUUGAAAUUGCAUUUGGUGGACUUAACAAUAUAAAGAAUUAUUCUUCUCUGUUGAAAGACAUAAACGAUCCCAUGCUUGAGAAGCAUAUGAUUUCUGAAUUUGGAAAAGCUCUGCUCGGUAUGUCGUCGUACACAAAACAAAUGCUUUUAAACAGCAUAAUGCUACAGAAACAUUUUCCAUUUUCGAAGUCAGACAUAUCAUAUUACACAAAAAUGGGGGAAAUACUUCGAGAAAAGCUACUGAAUUUGUUGGGAGAGGACGGGAUAUUUAUUUAUCCAACUUUCCGAAGCUCGGAAAUUUUUUCGAAUCUUAUGUUUUGUGAAAUACUGAGCGCUGCGUAUUGCGCUAUAUUCAAUGUUCUCGGCUUUCCCGCAACGCAAGUGCCAAUGGGACUCAAUCGCAAUGGAUCACCUAUUGGUAUUCAGGUGAUAGCAGCGCCUUAUCAAGAUCGCCUUUGCUUGGCGGUUGCGCAAGAAUUGGGGAGUGCUUUCGGCGGCUGGGUACCGCCGUCGGCAACAGCACGCGAUUAACAAACUGCUAAUCGCUCUUAAUUUAUUUUAUAAAUAACAUUUAUUUCACUACCGCUAGAAAAAGUGAAGAGUGAAAUCUGCAUAAGUGAGUUAACACAAGUCUAAAACCUUGUGACGAGUUGUUUCCGCAUGACGAGUAAUUUCUUGCAUGCACAUGUACUUUUAUAUUUGUGUUUUGUGUUUUUGAAAAAUUUCGUUCUUAGGUGUAGGAGAAAAUUUGUUUAUGUUUUAGCAAUUAUUUUACAGUGAAUGGACAUAGGUUUGUGUGAGUUUAGAAAAUAAUUAUUAAAUAAAAUAAUCUAUAAUUAUUUUCUAGAUUAUAAAUAUUUGUUUCUAGAUAAAUAUUUCAAGACUUUCAUAAAUAAUAGUUGCCUCGCCGUUUUGUUUUCUGCAUAAUCAACAAACGCAAAUUUAUUUCACGUUUAUUCGAAGCUUGGCGAUGCGAAACUCAAUGAAAAUAAAAUCAUUGUGAUGACAUUUCAUAAAUAUAAUAUGAUGCAUGCAUUACUUUAAA
This is a messenger RNA of Linepithema humile (Argentine ant), 2397 nucleotides long. RefSeq names its product fatty-acid amide hydrolase 2. NCBI's taxonomy places the organism in Eukaryota, Metazoa, Arthropoda, Insecta, Hymenoptera, Formicidae. The record is from RefSeq and is a predicted model, not a curated record. Gene Ontology annotation, cellular component: endomembrane system.